Periophthalmus magnuspinnatus is the source of this 3111-nucleotide messenger RNA. It is a transcript of the gene phyhip, whose product is annotated as phytanoyl-CoA hydroxylase-interacting protein. The record is from RefSeq and is a predicted model, not a curated record. Gene Ontology annotation, cellular component: cytoplasm. The transcript has 4 exons. Gene Ontology annotation, molecular function: protein binding. The coding region runs from base 1 to 1005 and encodes 334 amino acids. Lineage: Eukaryota; Metazoa; Chordata; Actinopteri; Gobiiformes; Gobiidae.
AUGGAGGUUGGUCUGUGUACGCCGUGCAACAUCCAAAUUUGUGAGGUGACCUGCGAUUCUUUCCGCAUCAUGUGGGAUAUGACCCCCGAGGACACUGCCAAGGCAACACACUUCUUUAUUGACCUGAGCCGGAAAGAUAACCGUGAUCCCAAUCGCUUCAAACACCGAGAUGUACCGACUAAGCUUGUGGCCAAAGCUGUCCCACUGCCCAUGGCAGUCAGGGGGCACUGGUUCCUCAGCCCCCGCACGGACUAUUGUGUUGCCGUGCAGACUGCAGUCCGACAAGCAGAUGGGGAUUAUCUGGUCUCUGAGUGGAGUCAGGUGGUCGAGUUCUGCACUGGAGACUAUGCCAUCGAGCACCUGCAGCAACUCCAGGAUAAGGCAAAGGGCUCAGCUGGGAGGCUACUUAAAUUUUCUGUGUUCUACCGUAAUCAGCACCCAGAGUAUUUCAACCAUGUCAGAAAGGAGUGUGGUGGAUGGAUGCUCCCUGCUCUUAAAGACAACAGUGGAAGCCAUGGCUCUCCUGUCAGUGGGAAAUUACAUGGGGUCUUCUUCAGCUGCAACACUGAGUUUGACACCGGCCUCCCCCCUAAAGACUCCCCUUAUGGGCCACUGCGCUUCCAGAUCCCUGCGGGACACCUGCUCAAUCACAACACAAGUCUAUAUUUUGCAGACUUUUACUGUAUGUACACAGCUUACCACUAUGUCGUACUGGUGCUGGCUCCCGUUGGCUCAGAGGGGGAUAACUUUUGUCGAACCCGGCUCCCCAUGUUGGACUUGGCCUCCAACCUGUUCCUGACGUAUACUGCCCCCCAGAGACCAGGAGAGGAGCCUCUGUUCUGCCACGCCAGUGACGUUAUCCUCGAGGUGCUUUUUACUGAACCAGUACAUUUGGACCAAGGGACAGUGGACCAGAUCAGCGGUCACCAGCUCAUGAGUCUGACCACAGCCAAUGCCAAGAAGGACCCCAGCUGCAAAGUGUGCAACAUUAGUGUGGGACGUUGAUUCACUGUGCAAUAUCACUGCACUCUGAUUUCAUACAUUACCAGCCUUCAGUGAUGAUGAAAUGACACCUGACUUUUGGUGUCUUUGGAAUUUGACGAUGUUGGUCCAAGUUGUGGGUGAAUAUGUUGAGUCCACAUAUUGUAUAAUCAACAUGCAGUAUGGUCCAAUAUCGCUCCCCCCUUUCUUCAAGAUCGUCACAGUGAUAAAUUUGCAUAACAUUAGCAUACGUUUGGCAUAAAGGUCCACCUUCAAUCCUAACUCUCAACCAGGUUUGGAAUCAGCAACUUUACAAUUUCCAAAUUACCUUCUACUUGCUCACAGACAACACCCCAGUAAAGCUCAAAUGUCAAGUGUUUACUUUUUUCAAUUCAGUUUCAAUGUGUUUACUAUGGACUGUUUGUUACUUGCCCUAUGGAGAAGAGGACAAUAAUGUAUGACAUAUGGCCAUAUACUUAACUCUGAUUAGGUUCAUAUGUUGUGAGUAUCUGUUGUUCCCCUCACAUCUCACCUGCCUGUACCAUAAGGUCAGACUGAAAUUCUCUCCUCCUCCUCCUCUCCUCUCUUCUGAACAAGGUCACACAUGCCUUUUGUCAACAGUUUACGAGUGAUCAAAGUGGACAGAAUACAUAAUGGGAGGCAUGGUUUAUUAGACAAUUUAACAAUGAAGGGAUAUGGUUGUAAAUGAACAAUAAUAAUUUUAUGCCAAUUACUUUGGAUACAUUCCCUGACAGAGGUGUGAAUUUACACACACAAGAAUGCUGUAAUUCUGUCCAUUAUUAUUGUCCCAGAAAGACUCACUAUGGCCUCCUGGUAAAUAUUUUAAACAAAACUCUAUCUUCCUCUUUGCAUCAAGUAUUUUGGGAAUUGGGACUUCAAAUUCAAAGAUGUCAGUCUGUGGCCCACCAAAUCGUUCUGGCAAAUACAUACAUGGGACAUCUCUAAAAGUGUACCAGGAAUCAAAAGUGAUGCGUACGCACACAUCUUUCUGAAAGCAAAUGUUUUUGACCCGAAGGGUCCCGUGCAAAGCCUGUUCAGUGACACUGCAGUUUUCCAGGAUGACCAUACUUUUUUCCAGUUUGGCACGAAACACCUGGAAGUCGGCAGAGGGCUGCGGAAAACCCAAUUUGAGUUGUGUGCCAGGACAACAAGUGCUGACUGUGCAGCUGUAGCUAUCCUCUGUUAGGCCUAAACCUUGAAAAGAUGGCAGUAUGGCUAAAUCUGAAGGCUCUUCUCUAUCAGAGAACAUCCGGACAUCAGUCAAAGACAAACCCUUGGUGUCUGCAAACAUGACAUGCUUGUUCUUUAGUGGAAUUUCUUCAAAAUCAUCAUCGUCAAACUCAUCCCAGAAGGACAGAAACGACUGGCUGAAAGUCUCUGGGGGAACUUGAACUCGAAUGCAGGGGCGCAAGGGCUUCAGGAUGGGGACCCAAACGUGAGGACAAAGUUGUUUACGUUGGUUUAGGCACAGGCGAACUGCAAUUUCCAACAGUCCAGCAGAGUGUGCCAUAGAGCCAAUGCCCACCUCUGGGAGGAUACUGGAACACAUAAAAAAGACUGUUAGGACACUAAUUCUUUCUAAAUAUACUAUAGUGGGAGCUGUCUUAUGGGAUGGUGCAUGCACAAAGACAAAUACAAUAAUAUACUGGAUUCAUGGUGCUCUACAGAACAAGACAAAGGUUUUUUUCAACAAAGAAAGAUGUCACCAUACCAACAAAAUAGCACAGGUCUAGUCCAAACUCUUUCAUAUAAAGCAGUAAAAAGAAAAAAUCUUUGCACAGUAUGGCAAUGAAACUUAUGUUAAAGUCACUCUUACCUUGAGCCGGUCACCUCCAUCUUGCUGUAAUGGUUUUCCACCACUGCAUUCAAAUCUUCAGAUCUCUGCAUAGAGAAAAAGAGAUAAAAUCAAACUUCUUUUUGUAUAAUUUGGUGUACAUUUUUAGUUGUCAAGUAUUUUAAGUUUUACCUACAACGGCAAUGUUUCUAGUGGUCCCAGUUAUCCCAUAUCUCAGCCAGGAAAAUGUAGCACAAUAUCCUAUUUAUACUACCUCAGUUCAGAUGUCACAUUGUAUACCCCACCCUCUCAAUCCUUCAACCAAUCAGCUGCAA